Molecule: messenger RNA, 3130 nt
Organism: Eublepharis macularius
Lineage: Eukaryota; Metazoa; Chordata; Lepidosauria; Squamata; Eublepharidae
Gene: PLG
Product: plasminogen
Exons: 19
Coding region: 47-2467 (806 amino acids)
Biological process (GO): proteolysis
Cellular component (GO): extrinsic component of plasma membrane
Molecular function (GO): serine-type endopeptidase activity; signaling receptor binding
Source: RefSeq, a predicted model, not a curated record
UCCAAAGAGACGUUGAGCUUUCAGUGCACAACCUACCCGUCCCAAAAUGGGGGCUAGCAAAGAUAUCUUUGUGUUACUUUUAUUUCUCUGUUCAGUUCAAGGAGAUAUACUUGAUAACUAUGUGAGGACUGAUGGUGCAUGGAUUCUUGGUCAAAAACCCCAGUUCUACCGAACUCUCAGUAGACAAGAAUGUGCAGAGAAAUGUGAAGCUGAAACAAAAUUUAUUUGCAGGUCUUUCUUAUUUGCCACCAAAGAACAACAAUGUGUUACUUUAGCGGACAACAGCAAAACUACAGUGAUGUUCAGGAAGUCAGAUGUAGCUCUCUUUGAAAAAAGAAUCUAUCUUCUUGAAUGUCGAACUGGAAAUGGAGAGGACUACAGAGGAACUGAAUCUAAAACUCAAAACAAUAUACCGUGCCAAAAAUGGGCAGAGAGGAGCCCUCACAUACCCAAUUAUUCGCCUGAUACUCACCCUAAUGCUGGAUUAGAGGAAAACUACUGCAGAAAUCCUGAUAAUGAUGAAAAAGGUCCCUGGUGCUACACAACAGAUCGUGGAACCAGAUUUGAUUACUGUAACAUCCCAGAAUGUGAAGAGACAUGUAUGCACUGCAGUGGAGAAAACUAUCAAGGCAAAAUCUCCGAAACAGAAUCUGGAAUUGAAUGCCAGGCCUGGGCUUCUCAAGAACCUCACAGCCAUGGAUAUGACCCUUUAAAGUUUCCAGAAAAGAACCUGAAGAAGAAUUAUUGCCGUAAUCCUGAUGGUGAACCUCGUCCUUGGUGCUUCACAACCAGUGUGAUCAAACGCUGGGAAUAUUGUAAUAUUCCACGUUGCUCUACCCCCCCACCAACAGCUGGCCCAGGGCGUCAGUGCCUAGUGGACAAUGGGGAGGACUAUCGAGGCACGGUAGCUGUCACAGUGUCAGGAGCGGUGUGCCAGUCCUGGAGUGCCCAGGAACCUCACAAACAUUCUAGAACUCCAGAGAACUAUCCUUGCAAAGGUUUAGAUGAAAACUAUUGUAGAAACCCUGAUGGAGAGACCUCGCCUUGGUGCUACACCACAAGCCCCAACAAACGAUGGGAAUACUGCAAUAUUCCUAAAUGUCUUGACUCGGCAGUAACUACCGAAAUAGUUCCUGUUGUUUUUCCUGAGCAAGCUGCAACAGUUGAAGACUGCUAUCAAGGUACUGGCGUAAACUACCGAGGUACAAUGUCAUCAACCAUCACGGGAAAGAAGUGCCAGGCAUGGAGAUCGAUGAGCCCUCAGCGUCACAAUAAAACCCCAUCUACAUUCCCACAAGCAGACCUGAGGAGUAACUACUGCAGAAAUCCAGAUGGCGAUAAAGCUCCCUGGUGUUACACUACUGAUCCCAGUACAAGAUGGGAGUUCUGCAAUCUGCAUAAAUGUACUGAUCAAGAGCAGCAACAACCUCAGACGACAAUGACACCAAACCUUGGUAUGACUUCUCUCCCAAAUGCAGACUGCAAGACUGGUAAUGGCAAAGAUUACCGUGGAAAGAUUGCACAAACUGCCAGUGGCAAAACUUGUCAAGAAUGGAGUUCACAGUCACUUCAUAUUUUCACACCACGAACUCAUCCAAAUUCAGGUCUGGAAAGAAAUUAUUGCAGAAAUCCAGAUGGUGAUAUUAAUGGUCCUUGGUGCUAUACCACAGACCCAUUGAAAACCUGGGAAUACUGUGACAUCCCAAAUUGCCCUUCUCCUGAAUAUGAAUGUGGGAAAGCUAAAUUUGACCCACAUCGGUGUUUUGGAAGGAUUGUUGGUGGGUGUGUUUCAAAACCUCAUUCUUGGCCAUGGCAGAUCAGUCUCAGAACACGUUUCAAUUUACAUUUCUGUGGAGGCACUUUGAUAUCUCCACAGUGGGUUCUCACAGCCACUCACUGCUUAGAACGGUCACGAAACCCUGCUGCUUACAAAGUGGUACUUGGGCUACAUAAGGAGAGGGCUACAGAGGUAUCGGUACAAAACCGCAAUGUUGAAAAGAUGUUCAAGGAACCAAGUGGGGCAGACAUGGCCUUGCUGAAACUGGACAGCCCUGUUGAGAUCACCAAUCAGGUAAUUCCCGCAUGUCUGCCUUUAGUCAAUACCAUGGUAGCAGACAGAGCAGAAUGCUAUGUCACAGGAUGGGGUGAAACAAAAGGAACUGGCGGCGAUGGUGUUCUGAAGGAGACUGGCUUCCCUGUAAUUGAAAAUAAAGUGUGUAAUCGGCCUGAAUUUCUGAAUGGCAGAGUCAGAACCACCGAACUCUGUGCUGGUAAUAUUGAUGGCGGUACUGAUAGUUGUCAGGGUGACAGUGGAGGGCCUCUAGUCUGUGAAGAGCAAGGAAAAUAUAUCCUGCAGGGAGUCACCUCCUGGGGUCUUGGCUGUGCCCAGCCCAUGAAGCCUGGGGUUUAUGUUCGAGUAUCUAGGUAUAUUCCAUGGAUUGAAAGAAUAAUGAGUGAAAACCCAUGAUUUCCUGUUGAAAGCAACACAUACAAGAAGAGAGAUUCUGGUUGCAAUGUUAUAAAAAAUUACAUGAAAGAAAAAUAAAUAUGUAAAUCAUGUAAGCUAUGCAACCAGAUAGCCUGGUUUUUGAUACCUCCUUUCAACGUGUUUUGUAUUCUUCAAAACAUAUACAUCUCAUUAGCAAGAAGCUUGGGCUUCUUGAGUUACAUACUGUUUUGUUUUAGCUGCCUGGAACUCACACUUCACCAUUUCACUGAGAGCUAAAAGAAAUAAAAUAAGUUCCUUUUAUUUACUGUUUUCUGAUUCACCAGACUUAUAUCCUAACUUUAAUUGUAAUUUUCCUGUAUUUGUUCUGACUUCUGUGGGUGGACGAGUGCUCUCAACGAGUGGAUUUUAUCUUUAGGGUUUGAAUUGUAUCCUGCUUGCCUAUAGUGGAAUAAGGAAACAUUAGUGUGAAUUGGGCUGCAUGCAGAUAGGGUACACUUUUCCGUUGUCCAUAACCUUAGAAAUCGCUGCUGCUAUCUGUGAAUGGUCCAAUCAGACCUGCAGCAGGAAAUGCUAGGGUGAGAGAGAAUACUUUAGUGUCUGUGAUGAAAAACACAAAGAUCCUAAAUAAAUACUCUAAUAUUUAAUUGUAUUAAAUAUUAAUAAAGUUUAAUUUAAGAGUCA